AUGUCUACGCUUCGGGGCACGCCCGCAUUCACGUCGGGAACAACGUCUCGACCGCCAUCCACAAUUACUGCGGGCGUGAACGGCAACGCCUGUCUCGCGGCCCUGCGGACCACCGACCCCAGACACAACAAGGCACGGAUCGAGGGGGACAAAGGCGGCUUGCUGGACGAUGUUUACCAAUGGGUCCUCGGCAACCACGAACUCCUCCAGUGGCGGCAGGGCGACCAGAACAGGCUGCUAUGGAUCAAAAAGGACCCCGGCAAAGGCAAAACCAUGCUGCUGUGCAGCAUCAUUAACGAGCUGGAAAUAAAAGGUGGCCCCUGUCCUAUUUCUUCUGUCAGGCAACGGACCAGCGGGGAGACAUCUCUCAUGGCGGCGAGGGGGCAUCAAGCGCAUUCGACGGAAGAAGUGGGUGGUGGCAGCGGGGGCCCCAGGCGCAUCGAGGUGGGUGGCGGCGUGGGUGGGAAACGCCCUAUAUGUACAGAGGGGCCUGUUCCUCCCCCCUGCCCCAUGACGCACGGUACUGCUACAAGUGGUGCAUGUGUUCAGUCACGUGCUCACUUUCAGCACGUUGGUGGCUCUGGGACCAGAGAAGUGCCAUGA
This is a messenger RNA of Gaeumannomyces tritici R3-111a-1, 603 nucleotides long. RefSeq lists its product as hypothetical. NCBI's taxonomy places the organism in Eukaryota, Fungi, Ascomycota, Sordariomycetes, Magnaporthales, Magnaporthaceae. The coding region runs from base 1 to 603 and encodes 200 amino acids. The record is from RefSeq and is a predicted model, not a curated record. The transcript has 2 exons.